Rhopalosiphum padi (bird cherry-oat aphid) is the source of this 1795-nucleotide messenger RNA. RefSeq lists its product as uncharacterized. The coding region runs from base 287 to 1303 and encodes 338 amino acids. The record is from RefSeq and is a predicted model, not a curated record. The transcript is spliced from 8 exons. NCBI's taxonomy places the organism in Eukaryota, Metazoa, Arthropoda, Insecta, Hemiptera, Aphididae. Gene Ontology annotation, cellular component: nucleus.
UCUGCCUGCCUGCUAUAAUAUCUUAUGCAUUGCGGCCUUGUUGCAUUUUCCUUAUUGUGAUUUGUGGCUACUUAGUACCGUAAAGUUCUUGCUAGGCGCUAGGGUAUUAUAGGUACUAUAUUAAAUAAAUAACGAUAUUAUUAAUAUUAAAUACUGAUUCAUUUUUUUUUUACUGAGUAUCAAGUAUUUAUGUGUAACUAAUGACUUGUAAUAAGUGUAUAAUUUUGAAUUUAAUAGUCCCGUAAUAUUCGCUUUACAAUAUUGAUAUCAAUUUAAACACCAAGUCAUGUCUACUUUUAGCAAAGAUUGGUGGAUCAAGUUUUUCACAGAUGCUGGUAUUCCUUCAUUUGCAUCAUCUAAAUAUGCCACUAUUUUCUAUGAAAAUAGAAUUCAGUCUAAUAUGUUAAUGGAUUUAGACAAAGAUAUUCUUAAGGAAAUGGGUAUAACAGUUAUUGGUGAUAUAAUUGCAAUCCUUAAACAUGCCAAAGAUGUAUAUAGAGAUGGCUUUUAUGAUAGCUAUAGUACUAAUACAAUGGACAGUUUAUUAACUAAAAAAAUUCAAAAUGAAACCAAUGAAAGUUCACCUCAAAAAAAAAAAAUAGUUACCAAUAAAGUAAAAAAAAUAGUUACAAAAAAGGUCAAAGUCUCUAGUGAAAGUGAAGAAGACGAAGAAGCACUAUUGAAAAUAGUGAAAAAAAAGAUUCCUUCACAACUAUCAAAUAAUCCAACUAAAGUUGUCACCAGAAAAGUAGUUCCUAAGCCUAAAACUACAAUAAAAAUUAAACCAGUUAUUAUAGAGAGUGAUGAUGGUUCUCCUCCACCAUCUGAAUUAAAACCUAAGAGCUCAGUUUUUGACCGUUUGGGUGUUGGCGAUGUAAGCAGUACAACUCCUAAUUUUGAUAGUGUUAAUUCAUCCACGGACUCAAGAAAAUCUUCGGUCUUUAAACGUCUUGGAAUCAAGCAAGUCAGUGAACCUAAAACUUCUGCGACAUUUAAACGUACUAUUAAAGGAGUAGCUAGUGAUGCACAUUAUGGACCUAGUAUUCCAACAGAAGAAUCUAGUGCUUUUACAAAAAGAAUAAAACUGGAAGAAACAAGUUUUAAUUCUUCAAAAUCUGUAUUUGAGCGUAUUGGUGCAUCGUGCGAUCGUGAAAAAAGUAGCCCAGGUCUUGUUUCCAAAAGUGCUCUUAUAAGAAAUGCUAACUCAGGCGGAAGACCGAUUUAUGUUAAUCCGAAGGUAUUAAAUGUUAAAAAAUUGAGUCUGUUAAACCAUUCACAUUUUAGAAGUUCAGACUUAGAAUGAUAUAUAAAUUGAAGAUUUAUCUUUAAAACUCUACUAUAUAACUUUGCAUAUAACUUUUUUUGUCAUCAACUUCAACAAAUACACAAUUUUUAAUUUUUAAAAUACCUGAUGUUGGUUUGUUUUAUUUUUAAUCUUAUAAUGAUUUAACAUGUGUAUUAAUUAUUCUCAUUUCUAUUGAAUAAAAUAAGCAUACAAUAACUAGGUAUGUACCUACUAUAUUUUUUUAUUUUUCAAUAAAUUAGCUUAUUUUAUUGAUUAUUUUUGAAAGUGUCUUAAAUAUUUGAAUAAACUACUGUAUUAUUGUAAUAACUACUUAUAAUAUGAAAAUAACUAUGGUAAAUGAUUUGAAGAACUAACAAAUUUAAUUUAAUUUUCCGAUUACAACUUAUUUAAUAUUAUUGUUAAUUUUAAGUUAAAAAAAUUUAAGGUCUGUUUUCACAUUAAAUAACAAUUAAAUGUAUUAAUUUGAAAUAUAAUUUUCAAUGUAUUUUA